AUGUUCACUGGCCCAUUGGACAAGCUCCCCGCCCCGGUGCAGAUUCACUGCCCCUGGUUCAAAGGCAUCAUGCCGUACGUUGAUAUCCCCACCUAUCAGACAGCGGGCUGGUGGGCUCAGAUUGGUCAGAUAGUCCAUGACUGCGUCUGUCCCAGGCUGUCUGUACACAUUGAGAAUGUGGCAGCCAUUUACACUGACCCAUAG
Messenger RNA from Histoplasma mississippiense, 204 nucleotides. RefSeq lists its product with no specific name. The record is from RefSeq and is a predicted model, not a curated record. Lineage: Eukaryota; Fungi; Ascomycota; Eurotiomycetes; Onygenales; Ajellomycetaceae. The transcript has a single exon. The coding region runs from base 1 to 204 and encodes 67 amino acids.